AUGGGAGAAAACCAAUCAUGGGUCACAGAAAUCAUCCUGAUGGGAUUCCAGCUCAGUGCAGAGAAGGAAGUGCUCCUCUUCUGGGUCUUCUCCCUCUUAUACAUCUGCAGUCUGCUGGCAAACGGCAUCAUCCUGGGACUCAUUUGGUUGGACUCACGAUUACACACCCCCAUGUACUUCUUCCUCUCACACCUGGCCAUCAUCGACAUAUCCUAUUCCUCUAGCAAUUUAUCCCAUAUGCUGAAAAACCUAGUGCAACAUAAAAAAAUGAUCUCCUUUGUUUCGUGCAUUAUCCAGAUGACUUUGUGUUUGACCGUUGCCUCUACAGAGUGCAUGAUACUGGUGGUGAUGUCCUAUGACAGGUAUGUGGCCAUCUGCCACCCUCUCCAGUACACCAUCAUCAUGAGCUGGAGAAGGUGCACAGUCCUUGCUGUCAUUUCAUGGGUAUGUGGAUUUUUUGUGGUCUUGAUACAACUCAUUCUCUUUCUACGGCUGCCCUUCUGUGGACCCCAGGAGGUGAACAACUACUUCUGUGAAAUUUUAUCUGUCCUUAAACUGGCCUGUGCUGACACCUAUGUCAAUGAAACUUUUCUCUUUGCUGGUGGUGUGUUUGUCUUAGUUGGACCCCUUUCACUGAUGCUCGUCUCAUACUUGAGCAUCCUCUGGACCAUCCUGAAGAGCCAGUCAAAUGAGGGUCGCAAAAAAGCAUUUUCUACCUGCUCCUCCCACCUCUGUGUGGUUGGGCUCUACUUUGGUAUAGCAAUAGUAAUUUACUUGGUACCAGACAAUAAUCAAAGACAAGAGCAGCAGAAAAUUCUUAACCUGUUUUACAGCCUCUUCAAUCCAUUGCUGAACCCCCUCAUCUACAGUCUGCGGAACGCUCAGGUGAAGAGAGCCUUCUACAGGGUAUGGAGACAAAACAGGGCCAUGUGA
This is a messenger RNA of Tupaia belangeri chinensis (Chinese tree shrew), 933 nucleotides long. RefSeq names its product olfactory receptor 2A2. The transcript has a single exon. The record is from RefSeq and is a predicted model, not a curated record. Lineage: Eukaryota; Metazoa; Chordata; Mammalia; Scandentia; Tupaiidae. Gene Ontology annotation, biological process: G protein-coupled receptor signaling pathway. Gene Ontology annotation, molecular function: olfactory receptor activity; G protein-coupled receptor activity. Gene Ontology annotation, cellular component: membrane. The coding region runs from base 1 to 933 and encodes 310 amino acids.